This is a messenger RNA of Trifolium pratense (red clover), 2958 nucleotides long. Its product is annotated as probable ADP-ribosylation factor GTPase-activating protein AGD14. The record is from RefSeq and is a predicted model, not a curated record. NCBI's taxonomy places the organism in Eukaryota, Viridiplantae, Streptophyta, Magnoliopsida, Fabales, Fabaceae. Gene Ontology annotation, molecular function: GTPase activator activity. The transcript is spliced from 15 exons. Bases 245 to 2266 code for a protein of 673 amino acids.
GUCCAAAGCCGUCAUUUCAUUUCAUAGUAAUUUUCCUUCCUACUAGUUUCAUACACAUUCCGAUUCUCUCCCUGCGUUAUUCAUAAACAAAAAAGAAGCUUCCACAACUUCAACAUUCUAACCGUUUCUUCUUCAUCUUCAUCUUCAUCUUCUUAGGUACUGCAAUCGAAUUGCGAGGUUUCAUUGAAUGUAAUAAUUGAAUUCGAGUUUGGAAUUUGAAGUGAAGUGUGCAGAGGAAGUUGAUAUGGCAAGUCGAUUUAAAGAAGACGAGAAAAACGAGCGCCUGAUUCGAGGUCUUCUUAGGCUCGAACCGAAUCGGAGAUGUAUUAACUGUAACAGUUUGGGACCACAAUAUGUGUGCACAAAUUACUGGACGUUUGUUUGCACUAAUUGUAGUGGAAUACACCGUGAAUUUACACAUCGUGUGAAAUCAGUUUCAAUGGCUAAAUUUACUUCGCAAGAAGUUACUGCACUUCAAGAAGGAGGAAAUCAGCGUGCAAGAGAGAUUUAUUUUAAAGAAUGGGAUGCACGUAAUUCUUUCCCUGACAGCAGUAAUGUUAACAGGCUCCGUGACUUUAUUAAGCAUGUUUAUGUGGAUAGGAGAUUCACCGGAGAUAGUACGUCUGACAAACCACCAAGAGUAAAGACCGGUGACAAAGAUGGUUCAGAUGAAAAGAGGAGAAUUGAGGCAUAUCAAGGAGGAUCUAAAAGCCCUCCAUAUGGAGACACACAUGAACGUCGUUCUAGUCCAGGUGGAAGAAGUCCUGGAUAUGAUCAAGAAAGUAGGCAAUAUGGUGAUUAUAAGAGAAGUCCUGGUCGUCCUCCAGUUAUAACUGACUGGCGCCGUGAAGAUCGUAGAACAUCAGAUGGAGAUUAUAAGGCGGAAAGCCAAUCUCCUGAGAGAGUCAGCGGACUAGGCUCCUUAAGCCCACCCGUGGUCCGACCCGUUAGAGAUAUUUUGGGGGAAAAUGUAGUACCUCUUAGAAUAAGUGGACCUCCCAAACCAAGCAGUGGAAAAGCUGCAGAUGCCUCAGCAUUGACACAGAGAACUGCAUCCUCUGGUAGCUUGGUAUCGAGUAGUGAAAGCCAAGUAGAUAUUAAGCUUGAGACUACUAAGAGCCUUAUUGAUUUUGAUGCUGAUCCUGAACCUAUUGCUCCAACAAUUUCUCAAGCCCAACAAACUAGUGUGCCGCAACCUGUUUUGCAGCAAGGAAAUUCCAGUGAUGACAAUUGGGCCUCUUUUGAUGUUGCUUCUGAGGCGAAAACAAAUCCAAGCGCCUCAAAUUUAAAUCCACUUGAAUCUGAAUUGUCCCAAUUGUCUGUGCCAGCAUCUUUACCUUCUCAUGCUUCAGGAGUCCAAGGACCUAAUCCACCCAGUGGUGCUUCGGUUCCAUUUCCCGGAUUGGCAACUGCAUCAUCUCUUAAUAAUGCAGGACAUUGGGCCAGUUUGCAGCAUCAACAACCAACAUUCCCCACCGUUGCUAGUCAACAAUUUCCACCGUCAGUAGGCAGUGCUGUAAACAGUCAGCCACCACAUGUACCUUAUGUACCCACAGGACAGGGGCAUCCGAAUACACCAAUACCACAUGCAUACCAUCAUGUCUCGAAGUUUUCCAAUGAGGGUUUCAACAGUGUUGUUUCUCAACCUUCUGCUGCAGAAGUAAAACCAAGUGGAAGAACAGAACUUCCUGAAGAUAUGUUCACUGUAAAACACUCGUCCUUCCCUGCCUCAGGUCUAGGUUGGCAAAUGGGUCUUCCCCAGGGCAUGGGGAUCUCAACGCAAUAUUAUAAUGCGAUGCCCGUGCCGAAUUUUCCGCAGCCAUCAAGGUCAACAAAUCCAUUUGAUGUCAGCAGCAAACAAACCCCAGAUCAAGCCCCAAGUUUUCCUUCCAUGUCAUCCUUGCAUGGUGCGUUGCCUGGUGUAUCGCCAUCAUUCCCGAUGCAGCUUCCAAACCUGAGCAAUCCAUUGCAUGCAUGGAGUCCACCCCUGCCUAAUGCAGGCACAAUGCACUCUUCAAGCCUGGGUCAUCCACCACAUGCAUGGACUCCUCCCCUGCAACCCUUUCAAGGUGCCCUGCCUAAUAUACCACCUUCAGGCACUAUGCACCCUUCAAGCCAAGGCAAUCCAUCCCGUGCCUGGACUCCAACCCCAUCGUCACCAUAUGCAUCAGUCCUACCUCAACAAGCACACACUCAUGCAUCAACAUUGGGAGCAGGGUCAUACAUGGGGCAACCAACGACAACCAACAUACCAAUGCCAAGCUGAAUGCGCAGGCAAGAAACUGGGAAUUUCGGAACUCAGGGAAUCAUUUUCGGUUUGUCAAAUCCAGAUCAGCAGCUUACUCAUAGGCCAUCAACGACUCCCACCUCUAACCCCUUCCCUAAAGGAGGGAACCCAUUCGGAUAAUGUAAAGAGUUGUCCAUGCAGUUGUAAAUUAAAACAUCAACUCGAUGCACCUUGUACAAAUGCAUAUAAGUUUCGGUUUCUAUUGUUUAUGGAUGGAAGUUAAGUUAUACAUGCAUAAUGAAGGAUUUGUGAUGACCAGCUUUAGGUCUAAGUGAAAUAUUUUGGCGUGUAAAUUGUUUAUUGCUAUAGGAGAGAGGGAGAUAUUGUACUUUCUUGGAAGUAGUAGCGUUAAAUGAGUAAGAUAAAGAGAGAAUGAAUGAAGGGGGUGUAGAGAACCCUUCAAUCUCUUUUAAAUUUUAAAUUUUUUGGUGCACCCAUUUGUUCAUUUGUAAUUGUAGAUUGCUUAAUGGUGUCUGCAUUUUUGGUGCCCCUUAGCUGUGCUCUUUCUUGGUUUUACAAUUUUGCAAUGUCGCAAUUUCAGCAAGGUCCUUUUUGUGUGGAAAGUACAUGUUAUCAACUUAUAAGCCACUAUGGCGAAAGUAGUUCUAUGCUACUCUGUUAUAUGAUCAAGAGAUGCAAAAUAAAUCCUGACUAUUUGUUUUUGAAUUUAA